Molecule: messenger RNA, 1710 nt
Organism: Pyricularia oryzae 70-15
Lineage: Eukaryota; Fungi; Ascomycota; Sordariomycetes; Magnaporthales; Pyriculariaceae
Exons: 2
Coding region: 340-1551 (403 amino acids)
Biological process (GO): translation
Cellular component (GO): ribosome; mitochondrion
Molecular function (GO): structural constituent of ribosome; RNA binding
Source: RefSeq, a predicted model, not a curated record
CAAAGAAAUUCAACCUGCAUCGGACAAGACAGGAUAGUAUGAUCACGUAUAGCAAAAGCGGUACGCGUAGCUCAAAGCAUUGAAGCUGUCCAAGGCUUCAUGCGCGCCGCCGUUACAUUCCCCAGCCGAAUCACAUCCUACUGCGGGCCGCCCCUCCGAAUUGAAUCAAUCGAAAAUUUUCAACCUCCUCGGCCGGGUAGUCUCAAGGGCUCAUCCAAAAAAACAAAAAAACAGGGCCGGGUCUAAAACGCAGCGAGCAGUGCCCCUGGGGAGGGAGCUGUUAAUAGAGGGUUGAGACAGGACGAUAAUAUCAGCUACCCACGAGAAUCGACGAACAAGAUGGCGACACUCGAGGCUGCCGAGCUGCUGGCCAAGCGGACGCUCAUGGCCGAGCGCCAGGUCAUGCGCCGCUUAGCCAAAAGUGCAACCAGCGACAAGCCUCAGCUACCUGCACAGUUCAUCCGGGAAAAUCUUCACCACCGCAUGAAGCAGGCCAGCGUAGCACGGCGCGAGGACUGGGAAAAGGGCCCGCUGGCCCCGCGCCGCGACGCCAUGCGGACGUCCAUCCCCCAGUACAAGAAGACGCUCGUGACCGACUUCGAGAGGCAAGCCGUGUCCGGCAACAUGCCUAUGAUCUACGGCGCUAUCGAGAGGGAGGCCGCCCUACUCGAUACCAUGCUUACCGAACAGCAGCUCGAGGAGCGCUGGGCCUGGGCCGGUGGGAGCAAGUUCCCCAACCUGGCCGUGGGUGAUCGUGUCGUGGUUAUCGAGGGUCCCUUCAAGGGUCAGAUAUCCACCAUUAGCCAGAUCGAACACGAUAGGGGUGUCUUGUUUAUGGACCAAGUCGGAAAUGUCAACGUCCGAAUCCCAACUUUUAUAGAGAAAUUGGCCCGGGGCCAACCAGUCAUCACCAUGCCCUCAGCCAUGCCCGUGUCUGCCGUCCGGCUGGUCCAUCCGAUACCAGACCCCAAGACUGGCGAGAUCAAGGACGUCAUCAUCAAGAACCUGGUAGCCGGCGGCUUCUACCACGACCGGCCUUCGCGAAAGAGCACCUGGUACCGGAUGGUGCCAGGUCUGAACAUGAAGAUCCCCUGGCCCAAGACGGCGCGCCCCGCCCACGAGGACCAACCCGUCGACACGCUCCGCGUUGACGUUGAGAGCAAGACCUGGGUCCCCACGCUGACGGUACCGCCCAUGCCCGAGUCCGUCAUCGACGAACUCCGCGGCAAGUACUCCAAGUUCCGCACCCGCCACACCGAAGAGUACCUUGCCAAGAAGCAGGCCGAGAUUGACGCAAAGAAGGCCAGGAACAAGAUGGGCGAGUCCAUGCUCACCCCCUUGCAGGAGUACAACAAGAAGCAGAGGGAGAUCAGGGCCGCUCAACCUGCUCCCGAGCUUACGGAUGAGAUGCUGGUUAAGAUUGGUGAAAUCAUGGCCAGGAACCGCGCGUAUCCUCUUUCCAAGGAGGCUGUCACCCCUGAGCCUGAGGCUACGGGCAUCACUAUCCAGGAGCUGUCACAGGCUGUUCAGGACAUUCCCAUCAAGGAAUAGACGCUGGAUCAGGUCAAGCCGCCGGUGCUACGGAGCUUUGUACACUAAAAAUAGAUUUUUUUUUACCGAAAAAGCCAUGUUUAACUACUGUAUACACAACCGAAAAUCAGAACAUAUAUACCACACACUCAUUGGCACGUGCGCACUAAUAUAGCCUCA